Bufo gargarizans (Asiatic toad) is the source of this 4598-nucleotide messenger RNA. RefSeq names its product solute carrier family 35 member E1 (gene SLC35E1). The coding region runs from base 106 to 1269 and encodes 387 amino acids. The transcript is spliced from 6 exons. Gene Ontology annotation, cellular component: Golgi apparatus. Gene Ontology annotation, molecular function: antiporter activity. The record is from RefSeq and is a predicted model, not a curated record. NCBI's taxonomy places the organism in Eukaryota, Metazoa, Chordata, Amphibia, Anura, Bufonidae.
UCACCACCCAUUCUCCUGACGUCUCUGCUUCCACGUCUCUCUUGUGUGUGUGUCCCGGUGAGGUGUGCAGCUUCCCCGGGGGGAAGGAGGAGGAGGAUCGGGGUCAUGGCGGUGGUGUCCGGAGCAGGGGGCGGCGGACCAGUGGCGCCAGCUAACGUACGAGAUGGGGCCCGGAUAGCCGUGCUAUGCAUUCUCUGGUACUCGGUGAGCUCUGGUGGCAACGUGGUGAACAAGAUCAUACUGAACGGCUUCCCAUACCCAGUGACUGUGUCCCUCUUCCACAUCCUGGCUAUCUGCUGCUUCCUCCCACCGAUGCUCCGGGCAUGGGGGGUCCCGCACACCCAGCUGCCCGCCCGAUACUACCGCUGGUACAUAAUCCCGCUGGCCUUCGGGAAGUACUUCGCCUCAGUGUCCGCGCAUUUCAGCAUCUGGAAAGUGCCCGUGUCUUAUGCACAUACCGUGAAGGCCACUAUGCCAAUAUGGGUGGUGCUUCUUUCAAGGAUAAUAAUGAAGGAAAAACAGACUACGAAGGUGUACGUCUCCCUGAUUCCAAUCAUAGGAGGGGUCCUGCUGGCCACCGUUACAGAGAUCUCCUUUGACAUGUGGGGUCUGAUCAGUGCAUUGGCUGCAACGCUCUGCUUUUCUCUGCAGAACAUCUUCUCCAAAAAGGUGCUCCGAGACUCUCGUAUUCAUCACCUGCGCUUACUCAACCUCCUAGGUUGUCAUGCUGUGUUUUUCAUGAUCCCCACAUGGGUGUUAUUAGACCUGUCAUCCUUUUUAGUGGAUAAUGAUCUGGCUUCUGUUUCCCAAUGGUCAUGGACACUCCUCCUCCUCGUGAUCAGUGGAACAUGCAACUUUGCCCAGAAUCUCAUUGCUUUCAGCAUUUUGAACCUUAUUAGUCCGCUCAGUUAUUCUGUGGCAAAUGCCACCAAAAGGAUCAUGGUCAUCACAGUCUCUCUCAUUUUGCUUCGUAAUCCUGUGACUUUAACCAAUGUUCUUGGAAUGUUGACUGCAAUUCUUGGAGUAUUUCUUUAUAACAAGGCCAAGUAUGAUGCUAACAAAGAGGCAAAGAAGCAGUUACUUCCUCUUGAAAGUUCAGAAAUUCAGGGACUGGAUCACCACCGAGAUCUUCCUGAAAAGCUGCAGAAUGGAAUGCCCUCCUUUUCCCCUGGAAGGGACUAUCAGUAUGGUCGGACCAGUGUACUGACUGAUCACUUUCAGUACAGUCGACAGAAUCAUCCCAACACACACAACAGAUAUGAUGUCUGAAGCAUCUUUCCUAACAAGCAGUCCCUCCUUAUCCCAGCUUCACAUUCCCCUUUUUCCGAAUGCAGCAAGGCAGAUUGUGUUCUGCACCGUUGGCCAACUCGCCGAUCAAUGUCUCGUUUUAGAAUAUGACGUGUUGUUUGCUCACUGGAAGCAGAGGAAUGACGACGAGGAACUCUAUCGGCCAUGGUCAAAUGUGAUCCAAUCAUCAAUUGAAUUAUUCCGUUCCUCCCACAUCUUCAGAAGUAUCAAGGCUGCUGCAUGCAAUUCUGUGACUUUUUAAGGAGUGGAAUACGUUUUUUGUUUUUCCUUGUAAGCCUUUUUUUAUUUUUUAUUUUCCCCCCCUAGCAAAUCAAAUGUAUAAAAAGACUUGAUGCCAAAUGUGGCUCAUUCUUGGAUUUUAGAAUUGUACAUUGGAGUGUAAAAUAGUUGUGAGUAUACCUUACCCAUUUCUUCAGAUUUAGAAGGGAUAGUUGAAAUGGAUGCUCUCUAUAUUGAGGGUAUUUUUCUCUGAUAAGCAAGAAGAGGCCAUUGAUGAAGAGUAAAGAAGUAGCUGUAUGUAGGAAACAAAUCUGAUUGCUAGGAGUUGGUUUUUGCACAGUUUACUACACACCUAAAACAUUUUGCACAUAAAACAGCACAAUUGUUGCAUCAGAAUAAUGGUUAUAGGAUGUAAACAUAGAACUGGCACAACUGUGUUGUGACCUGUAGUAAAAAUGUGAUUUUUGGAGAAGUAAACCAUUAAGGCAAGUAUCCACCGCCAGUCUAAAUGUAAGACCGCUUAAAUUUAGACUAUUUUGUACGACUAAAAUAGGCAUAGAAAAUGAUGAGAGAUGGGCCUGUUGGCCUGUCCCCUUCACGGCCCACACCCACUUUUUUGGACCUGGUGUGAGCUGGAGAAAAGUCGUAGGUUGUGGCGCAAAUAACCUUUGCUCCACAAUCUGCCCCAGAAAUAUGCUUACUAUAGGUGUAUUUCUGAUAGUAAAUGGCCCCCAUAGACCUUAAAAUACUGACCCUCAGUUGACUAUAGUAUCAAAUAGGCCACAUGCACAUGACCAUGUCCGUAUUGCAGUCUGCAAACUACAGAUACCUUCCGUGUGCACUCCGACUCCGCAUUUUGCUCACUCCUAUCACUAGAAAUGACUAUUCUCAUCCACGGACAAGAAUAGGACAUGUUCUAUAAUUUACAGGAAUGGACAUACCGAUGCAGACAGCACAGGACCCAUAGAAAUGAAUGGGUCCGUGUGCGCUCCACAAAAAAUAAGGAUCAGACGUGGAUGCAAUAUACAGUUGUGUGCAUGAGCCCAUAGCAUCAAUUCGGAUCACUCCUAGUGUUUUCCAGCCUGUGCAGUCUGGUUAGCCGCUAUGGACAAAUGCUGCGCUAUUGUAAAUACGUAAGGUAUAUUUCCAAAUAUUUUUUAUGUUCCUUAACCUAGUAUUUAUUAAAACUGACUUUUAUUUUGUAAAAAGUAGAAGAUUACAGUCCCCAAACAACCUAGUAAAUAGUUCUUGCAGAUGUCCCCCUUGUAAAAUAAGAACACUUUACAAAUGUAAGAUAGGAAGCAUACACAUACUGUACAUCGCACAAUAAAUAUGUUCAUAGUGUGUAAAUAAAUCCCUUUUAAACUGGGCCUGUCAUUGACAAAAUCCCAUCAUUAAACAGCUGUUGCAAGCCAAUUUGACUUGGGUUCCUAUUGUUAAGUAAACUCUUAGGGCUAUGUAAUUCAUCAACAGAAGUUAAAGGGUACACCCUCAUCCACAGGAUAGGGGAGAAAUGCCUAAUGGGCAGUGGGCCGCCGCCAAUCACAAGAACAGGAGCCCAUGCUCCUCUGUUUGAAUUGAGAGAAGUCGCACACAUACACUCCAUUCAAGACCACGGGCCCCUGUUCUUGUGAUUGUUGGUGGCCCCAGUGAUCUGAUGCUUAUCCCCUGUCCUGUGAUUGGAAAUAACGUGUCUUAACGGGACACCCCUUUCAAGGGUUGUUCAGGGUUAGAUAAACAUGGCUGCUUUCAGGGCCACACCUAUCCAUGGGUUGUGACUGGCGUUGCAGCUCUACUCCACUAAAUUGAAUAGGGAUGAGCUGUAAUACCAUACAGUAUCUGUGGACAGAUGUGGCGCUAUUUGUGGAAGACUUCUAAUCCUGGACAUCCCCUUUAUUAGCUAUUAAACUCCCUCAGCAUGAAGAAAGAAGUUAAGAAAAAAUGGCAAAGGUUUAGAAGGUUUAUUAGUCCUAUUAGACCUACAGAGAAAGGCAGCCACCAUUUAUUGCGCGAGUACGGUUUGUUGGGGCUUCCCUGACCCAAUCGGUGGUAUUUAGGAUUUCUUGAUGAGAGGUCCACUUUAGAUUUUGAUAUAGUAAGUGCUCAGGAGAGAAGAAUUCCUUCUCGUCUCGCCUGUGGAGCAGUAUGUACAAUAUAGUCUGGUUUUACAUGUACUAUUGUAAGGUUUACAUAAGAAUUUCAUGCAAAUAUUGAGCGCCUUCUGCUUGCACUUUUUAAGACUAGAUAUUAUGUGUAAGUGAAGUUCUGACCAGGCCAAAGUGGCAGUGCAGGUAAUAAUGGAACAAUUAAUUAAAAGCUAUGUAACAAGCAUGGGCCAGUAUUAUAAAGGUAACCUGCCGCAGACCAGCCCUCUACGGUAUUGCAUCUUCUAAUGAUCUAAUGGCCAUACUUGCAUCCACGAAAUGACUUCUCAAGAUGCUGAUUGAGGAGGCUGCAAGAUAUCAGUGCUUUUGUGCAGUGACGAGGCAGUCACCAGUAUUCUCCUGCUGGCGAAAGUCCUAAAUAGAUUACUGGUAACUGCACAUUAAAACCUGCCUGAAUGCGCUGGGUGUCUCUGGUGACGUCUCCUUUAAGGGUUCUUGCACACAAGCAAUUUUAAUCUUGUGAGUUUACGUUUUGCUUGUGUUUUCUGUGAAUCUGUUAAAGAGGUAUUCCAGCUAUAGCCAUUCUGACAGCGCCCAGGUCCCUGCUGCACUCAACGUACUGAUCUCGACACAGCAGGAAUUGGCUAGUGAUUGGCUGAGUGGCAUUGCCAGCCAUUUCCUGCUAUGUUGAGUACAGUAGGAGCCUGGGCUCUGUGCAACGGCAUCGCACACGAGCGAGUUCAAUGGGAUAAACUUGCAGCGUGUGUCAGUACGAGGUCUCUUAGAGUCCUGAAAUCUACUGAAUUACACUGACCUAAUGCUGUCCGUGUGAUGCCAUCCAUUCCAUGACCCACAGGUUAUACAGCAUUAGGCUACUUUCACACUAGCGUUCGGGUGUCCGCUUGUGAGCUCCGUUUGAAGGAGCUCACGAGCGGACCCGAACGCAGCCGUCCAGCCCUGAUGCAG